CAUCAUCCCACUCUUGACUGUCUCUUCGUCAAUUCGUGGCAGUCUGUGGCAGUCUCCCCGUGCCGGUCGAUCAUCCACUGGAACCGGUCUUCUUCAAGUUCUUCUCCAAUCCCGUUUUGAGCGUUCUCCAUCUCAUUGCGUCCUUGAUCCGUGGUCAUUGACGAUGUCGACCAAGACCAUGACUACCCUCGAUGUCUCGUACAUUUUGAACGGGAGACAACCAGGGAUGGGACAGUCCUCAUCCAUGGCAUCCCGAGGAAUCACUCGUCAAAAUUUGAUGAAAUGGCGACUGUCCGAAAAGAACAAAGUUCAGUUGUUUGGAGUGACAUGUCUUGGGAUCUUCACCUAUCUAGCAUGGCAGCUCUUGUUUGGAAUCACACCAACAUAUCUAUUAUACUUCUGCCGAGUUUCAGUCCUGAUCGGUGCGGCUCUCGGAGUAGCCAUUUCAACUCACAUCUCACUCUAUCUGGCGCCACACUGCACUCCCGCACACAUCAUGAUCAUCCAGUACAUCUUCUUCCAGAUACAAACUCUCAUCGGGACCUACUUCCUUAGGAAACUGGGACGCGACAGCGCUAGAUGUCAGCAAAGCCAGGAGAACUUCCUCAUGAACCAGUUGAGGAUUCGAUCCCAUUCUCAGUACGGGAGGGACUUCGACUUCGGAACAAUCAAAUCAGUGGCAGAGUUCAGAGAGAGGCAUCCUUUGACAAGAUACUCGCAUUACGCCAAGUACAUGGACCGGGUUGCUGCAGGGGAAUCCGACAUUGUCAUACCUGGUUUCCCAUCAAGGUUAGGUAUUACUUCCGGUACGACUGGAAAACCUAAACUGAUAGCCAUUUCAAAGGAAAGGAACGUUGCUUUUCUCUUCAAGAUCAUGCCCAUGGUCUUUCAUUUCGUUAAAGUGCAAUAUACGCCAGCGUUGACACCGUUACAGAAGAAAUGCUUGCUCUAUGUCCAUACUGACCCUCUAAAAUCUCCCGGAGGACUUUCUAUCUGCCCAACAUCUAUGCUUUCCCUUCCUGACAUUCUUCAUCGGAUUCAGUUCAGUACUCCACCGGCAGGGAUGCGACUGACGAACGAACGAUGCGCGCUCUACAUCCAUGCCCUCUUUGGACUCAGGGACCGUUGCCUUGGUAACCUCGGCACCAUAUUUUGCUCCACAAUGUUCACGUUCUUCCAGCUACUCGAAAACGAUUGGCCCAGCCUGGUCAAUGACCUCAGACACGGACAAAUUGCCAAGCACAUUCAAUUGGUGGACGGUGUCCGAGCUGCGUUAGAAGCAGAGCUCCAGCCCGAGCCGGAGAGGGCGGAUGAGGUGGAGAAGGAGUUCUUGAAAGGUUUCGAUUGUAUUGCCCGUCGCCUUUGGCCACAUCUUCAAGCGAUAUUUGCUGUCUCAUCUGGAGCAAUGGUAGUCUAUGCUCGAAGACUCAAAGACAAGUACACCAAAGGUCUACCGAUUAUAUCAAGUGUAUACAGCUCAACUGAAGGCACAGUGGCUAUGCUACAUGAUGUCAAGGGACUAGACUCGAAAUACAUCAUGCUACCAUCGGAAGUAUUCUGUGAAUUCAUCCCCAUAGAAAAUAGUCACGAAGACCAGCCACAAACCUUGUUAGCCGAGGAGGUGGAAGCCGGACAGUGCUACGAACUCGCCCUCACAACCGUCGACGCGCUCUACCGAUAUCGAAUGGGCGACGUCGUGAAGAUCGCUGGCUUCCACAAUAAGACGCCGCUGUUCGAGUUCCAAUACAGGACGGGAGAGGUAUUGAAUGUGAGAUCAGAAAAGACACCGGAAGCCUCGGUAGCCGACGCCAUCACGGCUACCAUGGAGGAAUGGAAAGGAUUGACGCUCAGCCUGGUGGAUUUCACGGCUACAGAAAGCCCUCUCUACGAAGAAGCAAUGGAUAUCAAAGACUGGAGCCCUUGUGGAUACUACUUGAUUUUCAUUGAACUCGUAGAGCCAUUCGCGAUGUUCGGGAAAGACCUCAAACAAAGAGAAAAGUUCGCGGCCGCCUUGGAAGCCAACCUCUGUCUCAAGGCCCAUCGCUACAACCACUACCGUAACAUCAACGCUAUCGCUCCCCUACGACUCGUCUUCCUGGAGUCGGGCGCCAUCGACGAGCUCCGUCAUUACAUCCUGGAUCAUUCAUCGGCUACGAGUCAACAGCUCAAGCUCCCGCACAAACUGCGCAAGACAGAGUGGAUCCGUUUGUUAUGUAAUCGCGAACUUUAACCAUGGAUAUGAGAAAUAGUUUAUCUGCAGGGCCAGGGCCAGGGGCGGACUGAGCUGAGCUGGGACUGACAUUUGAUCCUUAAUUCCGGUCCACUUGAGUAUAAGCUUUUGAUCAGCCGGCAGUCAAGCCCAAAUAUCGAGCCUUCUGUGGGGAUAGCUCCCCUAGCUCCCUAAGGCCAGUCCCCCCUGCCUAUUUUAUCAAAAUAUUUUUUAAAGGUUACAUUCAAUCAUCGACUGACUAAAAAAUUGUAAAUAAUAAUGAUAAUAAUAAUCUGUGUUUAUAUAGCGCUCAACACAGAAUACCUUCUCUAAACAAGGCACCGUGACGUAAAUGGCGAAUGUACAGAUCUACACAGUGUAACGAACUUUUCUCCUCUCAUCAAUGAUGGGCAAACUUUCAUCACGUGAUUUACUUUUGACCAAUCGUAGAGCAAGAUUCUUAGUACGUGGAAUAUAAUCUCUCUACUGAAUAAGUGCCUUACAUUUUGGUGCUAGCUCUGCACAAAUUUGACGCCAGGCAAUAUUACAUUUCCGAAGAGCUGAUCGAUAUGUCUUCCAUUAAUUUAUUUCCUAACCAUCAAAAAGAGUAAAUAUAACAUCAUAGUACAUGUAUUUGAUUUUUUAGAAGUUACAACUCUUUCCACAUUAAUAUAAAGUAAAUUUCACAUUUAUGGAAAUAUAUUGGCAUGUGUCAAGUAUAUCAUUCAUUUCUAAAAUUAAUAUUAUUACAUUAACACAGAUAUUUAAUAAAUGAAUAUCUGUUUUUUUAAUAAAUAAAAUAGGGGGUUGUUUUUUUAACGUAACCAAAGAUAGGAAUCAAUCCUUCAAUAUAGGAACAUUUGGCAGGUAUGAUACAGUAAUCAUGUCAAAGUGAAAUUUCCAUUUGAAAGUAUGAAUUAUUAUUAUUAAGUGAUUGAUUCUGUUUUUGUUGCUUUUGUUAGAAGGUGCACUUCAGUUCGAUUACAUCAAAUUUUUUUUCAUAAGAUUGCCAUAAUGAAAGUAACUAAUUAAUAUGUUUGGGGUCAGAAAGAGGAAGGCAUUAACUCAUCUCACCCAUAGUUAACACCCUUCUGGCACUAAAGUGAUAUGACCAUACUUUUGAUAAAAAAGUAGUAUUCAACAGUUCACCUUGAUAUCAUCAAAUACUUCAACACAGCUGUUUAUUUGUUAUAUUUCUUUCUGUAAAAUAUUCUUUCUCUACUGCAUGCUACCCUGUAUUAUGUGAAACAUUAUUAUAUUUGCAUGUCAUUAGGAUUGAGAAGAAUAUAUUUGUUCUUCCCAUGAAUCAAAUAUAGUGUCUGACAAAAUGUGUAUCUAAUAUCCAUAUUAAAAUCAGAUUAUGGAAAAUGUAAUUAUCUGUUAAAAAGAAAUGAUUAAGUGUCAUGAUUGCCAUCUAAAGAAAAAUCUCAUAUUUUAUCAACUACAACGAUUUUUGUCAACAUUAAAUGCAUGUUUUAACCUAUAUAUAUAUGUCUAUUUAUGUACUGGUGUCUUUUUCUAUGUCUAGCUGUAACUAUCUUUUUAUUAUUAAUCUAUAUCAUGAUUUUUAGUAAUUAUGUUACGUAAGAUAAGCAAACUCAAUUACACAAUAGUAUAUAAAAGAAAAAUAAAGAAAACUAGAAAACAA
Strongylocentrotus purpuratus (purple sea urchin) is the source of this 3857-nucleotide messenger RNA. RefSeq names its product jasmonoyl--L-amino acid synthetase GH3.5. Gene Ontology annotation, cellular component: cytoplasm. The coding region runs from base 164 to 2230 and encodes 688 amino acids. The transcript has 8 exons. The record is from RefSeq and is a predicted model, not a curated record. Gene Ontology annotation, molecular function: acid-amino acid ligase activity. NCBI's taxonomy places the organism in Eukaryota, Metazoa, Echinodermata, Echinoidea, Camarodonta, Strongylocentrotidae.